ACAGGAUCUAUAUGUGGGGGGAAUUGCUUGAUAGACCCUUGGGCACUGGGGCUCUUCUCCGCGGCCCCUCUGGGAGCAGUCUCCUUCCCCCACCCCCACCCCUUUGCAGGACCUCUUUGUCAGCUGUUGCUACACACUCCAGUGACACUAUUGAGGACAUGUGCAGUCUACUUGCCUUUCUUUUUGUGGUGCCUGCACCUCCUUUGGGUGGGGGGAAGAACGUGCACCAGCCGGUGUGAAUCUUUGAGCGUACCCAUCCAACAAACGUUCCUCUUUUCUACCCAUCUCCUUUCGUUUCUUUAUGUUGCCCAGUUGUAUGCCGGACACCUCCUGUACCCCCAAAAGCAUCCAAUCUAACUUCAGAUGUUAGCACAAGAAGGGAACAAUAAAACAAUUAGAAGUAGAUGAACAUUAUCUCAGAGGGAGGAGAUUUCCCUUAAGAAAGAAGGACGACUGCAUCUUCUAACAGCUUUACAGCGUCUGCAUGUUGUGGCUGUUGCUUUUACAAAAAAACAUAAACAUGUUCUUAAUGACAGAGCUGUGAUUACAAGAGAACAACAAGACUGAUCGUAUUUUUUUGGAAGCUCAGAAUACAGUACUGACUAUGCGCAGACAAUCUAGACAAAUUAUAAAUACUGUUGCUGAUGUCAAAGAAAAUGGGAAAGGAAUUAUUGAAGAAGACGGAGAUAUUUCUUCUAUGCCUGUUCCAAAAGACAAGAUUGUCAGAAUGGAUGAAUCAAAAAGCACAAAGGUUUCAGAAAUGGAAAAUUUAAAUGGCAGGAACCCCACAAAUGUGCAGAAACCCAGAGUGAAAUGCAACAAAUACGUAGGGAGAAAAUUAUAUCAGAAGAGUAGGGAUGAUAGUAAACUGGCAGUUUAUGAAAGCCUUUCUGUUAAACAAAAAGGAAACUUACCUGAACCUUCCUUGUCCUUUUUGACAUCAGACAAACUGCAAAGUCCUUUUUCAGAAGGCAGACCUACAUUUUUGGGUGAGGCAAGCUAUCUGACACCAAACAAAGGUGAAGCAGAUGUAAAACCUAAUUGUGGAACAUCGGAGAAAUUAAUGAGGAAACCUAUUGAUUUUGCUCAUGUAACAAUAGCUGAAUUUGGGAUUACUCCAGAGUCUUUUACUGCUAAGCCAUCUGUAGGGAAAUCCCUGGCUUUAAAACUUAGGCGCAGAUCUACGAUUGGAGUACGGGGUUCCCCUGAAAAUAAUAGCCUUAUUCGAUACCUUGCCCAACAAAGGAGGAACAGAACCAAAGACCCUUUCACAAAGGCCAGCCCUUUUAAACAUCAAAAUGUUGGCUCGUUAAAGGAUAGAAUAUCUGCCUUCCAGUCCUCUUUUCAAUCCGCGCAAGAGGACGACGACAGGGCUUGCUUUCCUGGGCUCUCGCAGGAGGAGUGUGUGUCCCGGGCAGCAGGCUAUUCUGUCAACGAACCACCUUUUACAAAACAGCAUGAACAGUCUCACAUGAGUGAUGAGUUAACAUCUGAAUGCAAGAGUGUUGCUUAUGAGGAAAACUUGAAAGAAAAAUUAACUAAUGGUGAUAAAACUGCAGCCAGUAUCCAGGUAUGCAAGAUUGUCUCUCCACCAGAGGAGGUGCCCAUCAUUGAAACUACUACUGCUAUAAUUUCAGAGGAAAUUCCCUGUACGCCACCACUUACUGAAUCUGGAAGCUUAUCUUUAGAGAUUAUUCCACUAACGGGCAUCCCAAAGACACCACGCAACUUGACUUCUGAGUGUAUCAGUGAAGACGUUGGAAGUAAUACUAGAUCACAGCUAAGCAGAAAGAAAGUUACCUUUGCAGAAGAACUAAGCUUGGAGAUAUUUGAUGAAACCAUGCCACCUGUUAUGACACCGCAAAAGGGAAACCCUCCAUCCAGUGAACAAUCCCAUAACGGCUCUUCCUGCCUUCGAUCUGUUCUGAAGAAAACACCAGUAAAACUACUGAUGGAAAGCGUGAAGGAACACACAAGCAAUACUACUGGCAUGGAAGGAAACGAACCUCUCGUAUUCUCUGAUCUCUCAAGAAGUUUUGAAGAACUGCAAACAGAUACAAGCAAUACUAAAACAAUAGACAAAACAGAUGUGUACAGCUCUGAAAAGCCAAUGAAGAGAAAGAAAGUUACUUUUGGAGAGGAUCUAAGCCCAGAAGUAUUUGAUAAAACCUUGCCUGCAAAUACACCAUUGCGUAAAGGAGCGACCCCAAUCAGUAACCCAGGAUCACAAAGCGAUAGCCCUUCCAAAGUAAUAAGUCCUAUGAGAGAAUCUUUAUCCCAGCCAAACUUUGAUGACUGUGAUGGUGAUGAUGAAUAUGCUAAGCCUCUUGAAGAGUCUGUCGCGGUCCCGGAGAAUAUGAAAGACAUUAAUUCCUUUGAUAACAAAACGUCUUGUCCCAGAAUAACCCGGUCCUCUACUAAAAGAAAGCAUAUCAACAUUUCAGAAGAGACUGGUGUUAGCAUCUUGACCAAAAAUGCUCAAGAUAUUAAGAAGCUAAGAAAGAGCAAGGUUCAAAGAGGAAAGGAAAACAAAUCUGCCCCCAAAAGGACACCAAAGGCAAAACUUAGAGGUUAUGGAGGAAAAAGAGGAAAGAAAAAGGUAGAAAAAUCCUUGUAUGGUCAGAGAGAAGUAGCUUCCAAGAAACCUCUUUUGAGCCCAAUUCCUGAGAUCCCAGAGGUCUUCUCUUCUGCACCAUCUUCUCCGAACUCACCUCGGACCCACGUUUUGCUCUUCUCAGAUUAUUCCAAAUCCACCAAUGCCCACAGAGGAUCUAUGAAUGAAGUCGUUGAACAGAAAAAAGUGGUUGGAAGAAACCAAAGGAAAGUGCCUAUAACUAGCAAAUGUCCAAACACUGGAGACCUUGACAUUGUAGAAGCCGGCAGCACCGGUGGCAUCGAGUGUCAGUCAUCAGACAUUGGCCCUGAUCCUGCUUCAACCAUUAAUAUUGAGGUGCUUAAUAUACAAGAAAGCAUUCAGACAGAAAAUGAGCUGGGAUCACCCUUAAUGUCGCUAGAACAGAAAGAGAGUGAUGUUUGUGUGAAUAAUCAGACCGAUGAAGAAGAUAGCAAUGAUAAGACCACCUGUGAGCAGUCUGAGUCCAGUCUUAUGACAGAACACACUUCACCUGUCAUUGUAAAAUCAAAUUCUCUUUUGCCACGACUAAACACAGUUAUGCAAGAAAUUAAGAGCACGUCCCCAUUUGAUACAUCUGACAAUAAAGACCGUGAAAAAGAGAGAGCUGUCUUAAUAGAAAAUGAACGUUUGCCGGAAAGUGAUCAUCCUUCAGAUAACUCCGAGAUGCUAAAGGAGCUAGAGUUCUUCAACCUGCAGGACAUCGGUGUAAGUGAAAAUACUCAAACUGGAUGUUCUAUUACAGACUUUGCAAGAGAACGAACAGCUGACAGUGACGCCAAUGUUAAAGGGUUCAAAAGGCCUUCAAGAAAAGGCAGGAGAAGCACUAUCUACUUUUCUGAACUUGAGAAUCUCCAUUUUGAAGCACUUGGAAACAAACUCUCUGGUUCCUUUACUAAUAAGCAAGAAUCCCGAAUAGAAAAUGACUCAGAAAUGUUUAGUGAUCUACAUUACUCUAUAGAGCAGUCCUUCUUGAAGGCGAGUGAGAAUCCUGAAAAAAAGGUAAGACGCAGUAUGAGGCUGCAUAAAAAUGCAGAAAAUGAGGGACUUGCGUGGAUUAAAAUACCUACUGAGAUUCACAAGAACUCUUUGUCAGAUUCUGGUCGCAAAUCGAGGCGGACGAUGUAUGCAUCCAUCUUUAAAGAAUCUGAGAACAUUCAUCAAAGACCAGAAAAUUGGAUCCAAUUUUCAGCUUUGAGCAAAGAGAACAAUGAGCGUGUUCCUGUUGCAGGAGGCUCUUGCAAAACACGGAGGAGGAGCAUGUGUGCAUCCACUUCCCAGGAAACCAAAAAUAUAACUCAAACAGGGAAAAAGAGAAGGGCAAGCCAUGUGUACAAUGAUAAAAACUACCAAAAGGAGUCUGAAAUGCAAGUAUCCUUUGAGAACGAUCCUAAUGCCUAGGCAAAAUGGGCCAUCUCUUUUUAAAAAGAAAAAGGUCAGUAUGUUAAUGUGGAUUUUCUUUGGCUUCAGUUCAGUUAUCUGUAUUUAAAAGUAUCGCUUAGAAAUAGGGAAUGACUUAUUUCUCUGGUCACAAAGACAUUUGUAUAAAUAUUCAUUUUACUUGUUCAUUUGCCAAGUGAUUUGAAUUGUCCUUUGGCUUGAGAGUUUCAAAACGCUUGGUGAAACAACUGCGGAAAAGCAAGCUCAGCGUUGAGAGUACAGGUGUAUUAGUCAGCAAUGAUGGGCAAAGGGUGAAGCUUUAAUCUCUUGAUGCUAGGAAUCCGCACUUCCUAUUUCUAGCAGUCACAAAGCAAAGUGAUGAAAUAUUUAUUCUUAGAAGAAUACUGGGAUCUACAAGGAUUGAUUGAUUGAUUGAUUGAAGCAGUAGUAAAAGCUGUAACUGUCAAGAGAAUAAAUACACACUUCAGUAAUUUAUUGGAAGUAUAAGGGGCUUCAGUCAACUGAGGCCGAAGAACACACACUCCUUCCUGUGGAAAGGAUAGCCAUAGAAACUAGUGAAUUGUAUGCCAAGAUACAUUUUGUUCCAUUGCUGUGACAUUUACAGUCAAAGGAGAAUAGUGUUUUAUAGAAUAACCUGCUUGUCUUAGGUGCAAGAUUUCUUUAAGGAGCAAGACCCAGUUGCUUGGUCACAUUCUUUAGGAUUCUUUAUAUUUAGAUCUCUUUAUAUUUAGACCCACUUGGGGAAAAAAGAAUUACUCUAACUAAAAUACGUACUGUAUUAUGGAAGUCUGGGAUUUCAAAUGUUCAAAUCUGUUGCCCUGAUUUUUUUUUUUUUCUUUUUUUAUGAGGCAGGAGUUAUGGUGGAUUAUACUUAGCAUUGUGGAAAGCACAUAGCAGUAUGUGUUUUGCCCUGGAAACUUCGGAGUGGUUACUGGAUAAGAUACGGUUUAUGGGCAGACUCCAUAUGCAUACCCAACUCGCUAGGGUACAAUCAGUAAGCAAAGUCUCUCAUUCCUCCACUUGCAUAAAGAAAUGCCAGCAAGCCCACACGUGGUUCUCACCUCUUUUGGGAAAAGAGAAACACAGUUUAUGGAUCAAAAAAAGCAACUAAUAUUGACAGACAGUUUAGGGGAGUGGGAAAUAAUCCAUUCUUGAUGGUGUUGGUUCUUCUUGACAGAGCAGAAUUUAAAUCCUAAUUUGAUUGUAUUUUGAAGCCUAGCGUCACAGUCUGUAAAAAAUGAGUGUGUCUUUACUAAUUGACCUAUGAUGGCUUCGGGAAUACCCUUCCAAUGGUAAUUGUUUGAAGAGUUGAUAUUGCUCAUGUGCUGAAUCCUGCUUUAUAAAUUGAUUCUAUUAAAAAAAAAAAUUGCUUUUGAAAUCCAUGUAACUUUUUUCCAGAUUUCAAAAACAAGCUAACAAAUAGAGAUCCUGUACAACUAACAUAACCAUGAAGAAAGCUCCUGCUGGGGUGCAGACUUUUCCCAGGUUCUGCAGAGACUUUGCUUUACCAUCUUGACACCAACAGGUCUGGAGCGCCCACUGCUACGGACUUGUGUACUUUACAUUUGCACUAAUCAUAAAGAAAUCACAAUUUCUGCAGAAGGAUUGCUUGUUAAGUUUGUUUAAUCUUUACUGUAUACAAUACUUCAUGUUUUAAUGUUUAAGGCUAAACUGGCAAGAAAAGGAUAUGAACGUGUCCAGCAAAUGAAGUACAGUACUGCAUAAGUGCAUUGUGAAUGUUUUAAAUCUUCAGUGUAUAUGUACCCAAUACAGUACUCAGUAGUUGAUCUGCCAUCUUACUGUUCGCUUAUUUCUAGUUUGAGCUAUAGAACGUAAAAUGUUGAAUAUGGUCCGCUUUAUCCAGUCAGUAUUUUCAUAUUUCAUGCUAUUGUACUUCAACUGUAAGGUGAAAUAUGCCAGCUUUAAAACAGAUUCUUAAAGUUGAAAAAUCAUCUCUAUAUUGUAAAUCUGUUUGACCACUUUGAGCUGGAAUAAAAUUUCUUAUGUACUUUUGGUGAAGUUAGAAAGUCACAUUGAAACACUGUCUUAUCCUAUCUGCAGAGACCAACAGCCAGUCUUUCAGAAAACAAGAACUACUCAGGCAACUUUGCAAGAAACUUCAUCAAAAGAUAUCAUUUGUGUUGUACUGUUGAUUUCAGUGACAGUUCUUCAUCCGGACCCAUCCACUUUCUUUUACUGUUUCAUCGUCCCUUUUUUUCAAGUCUUCGUUAACUAAAUCUUUGCGCGUUUAUCUGCUUUUGCUGUCUUCCAAAUUUUUCUAACUUGAACUGGUUUCUGGAAGAUAGUAGAAUAUGCUGUCUCUAAUGUUAGCAAAAUUAAAUCUACCACAGUGAAAAUUUUAGACUUUGGUUUAGAAGAUAUGAGCAUAUUCAGUUAAAUUUUGUGUGGCAUAGCAAUAUCUUUGUUUUACCAGCAGAGGGCAGUGUGGCAUGAAUUUUGCACUGGGGUAGAUGUAGACAAACCGGACUUCUUUGUGAAAACUGUCAUGGAUUUAAAAAAAUCUUUAAACAGUUCCCAGACCACAAUACUGAAAUGUCAAAAUCACUUGUGUUGGUUCAAAACAAACUGGUAAUAGCAGCUAACUCUGGUACUCUUAUUUUAUACUUAAUUAAUUUUCUUGCCUGUUUCAUACCUUCUGGGAUGGGGUUGGGAGAAAUGGUUUAAAGGUUAAAAUAAAACUAAAUUAAUCUUAUGAUUGAUGGCAUAUACUGUAAUCAAUAUGAGAUAGUAAGCUCUGUGAAGAGCCCACACAUCACCUUGUCUUGCAAGACUGGGUGUUUCUAUUGGUCUUGACUAAAAUUUUACUUUUUCCUGGAAUAUAUUUUUCACUAGUUAUUUAAGACCGUUUGUUUUACAUGGUGUAUGUGUUCCACUGCAGAUCUCUUACAGGAAUAGGGUGAGCCUCUUUAGUCCAGUAUUAAAGAAUUUGUUCAGUUGCUGGGAACAUCCUAAUGACUGUAAAUAAGUCUGAAGACAGACUUUUCUUGUGUGACAGAUGUAUAUCCCUUUUUCUUAAAAAUAGGAUAUCUAAGUAUAAACAGAUUUUCUUUCCAGCAUAAUUACCGUAGUGACUGGGGGGACCUGGUUAAAACAAAUGUGUAAAUAGGGCCACAGUAUGUGGGGUUUUUUUUAUAUAUCCGUAUCCUUGAGUCCUGUGUAAGAUCAAAAGUCAUUUGUUGCCCGCUGUGUACAAAUCUUUUUUUUAAACAGAGAUGAUAUGCGGUA
This is a messenger RNA of Caretta caretta (loggerhead turtle), 7279 nucleotides long. It is a transcript of the gene CDCA2, whose product is annotated as cell division cycle associated 2. Gene Ontology annotation, biological process: regulation of mitotic nuclear division; regulation of chromosome segregation. The record is from RefSeq and is a predicted model, not a curated record. Gene Ontology annotation, cellular component: nucleus; chromosome. Lineage: Eukaryota; Metazoa; Chordata; Testudines; Cheloniidae.